Cylindrotheca closterium is the source of this 3099-nucleotide messenger RNA. NCBI's taxonomy places the organism in Eukaryota, Bacillariophyta, Bacillariophyceae, Bacillariales, Bacillariaceae. The record is from the annotation of a GenBank genome assembly.
AUGAGGAGUCCUGUGACCACCAUGAAAUCAAUGAAGAAUGGCAAGAAACGGGAAUCCGCAACCUCGCAUACGCACGAUGAAACGGAUUGCGAUGACGAUGCUUCUGUGGGGAAUCAAUCCAUGGCCGAUCAAGCAAGAAGGAGUUGGAUGGCCAAAGAUGCUCAGAUACAACGCUCCAGUCGCACCAUUGCAUCUGAACAGCACCAUCCUCCUCGAACCACGCAUUCGCCAAGCCGUAUCAAGAGCAAAAACGUGAUGCCAUCCUUGGGCAGCAGUCGUUGGAGUUCUUCCGCUUCGUCCGUCGCCAGCAGCUUGAAGGCACCCAUGUCAUGGCACGGUGGCAAGGGAAAACUAUCGCCGUCUCGCCUUUCCGCAGACUUGCCCAAUCCAUUGACGCCUCCCAAUUUACAUAGCAAGAAUAACAAUGAUGCUAUUGGCGCUGCCUCCCCUGCAUUCCCAAAGAAAUCACCCAAAAGUAGUGGUGACGGCGACGACGACAAGUCGGCAAAAUCAGUACGAAGCUUUGUCCGAGGCAGCAAAAUUUACAAGAUACAGGCGCCCUUUAAUUCGAUCAAGAGUUUUGUGCCCAUGUCAAGUGGUUCAUCCGUCAAAUCCAACACUAGCAAGGCGAGUCGAUGGAGUAGCAGCAGUCGUGAUAGCAAGGCAUCCGUGGAACCCUUGCCGGAUCGAUGGGCAUCCAAGAAACGAACUGAAAAGGAACCAGUUCUUGCCGUACCAGUGGAAGAGGAUGAGGAGGAGGAAGAAGAUGACCAUGACAAUGACGAAGCAGAGGAUUACAACGAGGAGUAUGAAGAUGAAGACGUUGAUUUGAAUGACGAAGACGAGGAUGAUGACGAUAGAGAGCCUAGUGAGGAUUUUGAUAUGCCUGUAAACUUUGGCAAGGGACCCGUCCGAGAAUUUGUGUGCGACAGGGUGCCCCGCAAACGGUUUGCGUCUCGAAAUGUCGAAAACUUUCCCAUUUGGCCACCCGUUAUCAAGGUCAGGGGCUACGAAGCCUGUCGGGGAGGUAAUGUCUCGGCUAUUUCCGUCGGAAGUGGCUUUUCGGAAGAUGACUAUUUGACGGAUGACUUUUCGUCGGACGAGGAGUCCUUUGAAGAAAUUGCAAAAACAUUGCCACCAGCACAACGGACUUCCUAUCGAAUUCGAUAUGAUGGGCCCACCAAUUUGAACUUAGAUGCCUACAAGGCAGACAAUCGAUUUGCUUCCACUGUGGAACUCGUGCAACCGGACGGGGCACCCAAUCUUCCCGCAAGAAAUAUGGAUUCAACCCCAGGAUUGCCACCCCGCCGUCGCCAUUCCGAAUUCAGUGAUGGAGACGAACAUAAUAGUGGCACCGAAUACUCGGAAGAAUUGGGCGAUAGCAAGGAAUUUGUCGAAGACUCAAGACGAACACGACCAGAUGUCUGGAUCACUGCCUUGUCGGGGGAACAUGAAGAGGAUGUGAUGUGGAAUGUCCGUCGAGUCUGGGACAUUGACCAGGAAGACGAGGGGGAGAAGGAAGUGUCAGUUCACAGCCAACAAUUGUUUGGUCAGAUUCGGAACUUGGUGGGGGCCAUGGACGAUGAGUCUCUCGGUGCCGACCAAAGUCAUGCUGGGACGGUCACGACACAAAAGUCGGACGUCAAACCCAAAUUACCGACUCGAUCCUGGAAUAUUCAAAAGGUGGUGGAAGCGAAAGGCAAGUUGGAAGGUUUGCAGCCUGCCAAGCAACUGGACGAUAAGGACAUGGUGGAUGACAUUCACGUCAUGAACUCCGAAGCCGUUGUCGAGUUGAAAGAGAAUAUCAAGGCACAAGAAGAAUUGGUUCGACAAAUUACCGAACGACGAACCGAGAAGAAAGAGAAAGAGGCCAAGGGCAUUGUGGAACCGCAAGUGGAGGACAAGGAAGAGGCCGCGCCACCACUUACCCAGGAAGAAAAAGAUAGGUGGUUUUUAGACGAUGACGCCGAGACCUUGGACGACUCUAUCCUGUUUGGCGAACAAAACACACCAGGACCGAUGCCUCCUCAACGAUACACGUCCGAUGGCACAGACACGAUGAUCUCUGUACAAGAAUCCCUAACGCCGAGCAGACCAGAGGUGAAAUCGAAAGAGGCCGUGAUUGUUGAAGAGGAAACAGAAAAACUGGACACAUCACUAAAAGAAGAAUCCAUGCGCUCCGAACUGGAGGAAGCAGCUACGUCACCCAUUGCCAAGGUUGAAAAGGCUAGCGAUACAGCUAGUGUGAACAGCUCGGAUUCCUUGCAGGACUCCAUGCAAUCUACAGGGGAAUCCAAAGCAGUUGCAUCCGUUGAAGAAAAAGUUGAAGAGGAGGCUCCACCGCCACCACCACCAUCGGAAGACAAAGCGGAAGAGAAUUCCCCAGCGCCACCACCUCCUCCAGCUUCUGUCGUUACCACACCGCCACAGAGACACCGCUCCUUGUCUCCAAAAAGCCCGAAGGUGCCCAAAUCACCCAAAUCUCCCAAAUCUCCAAAGACUCCCAAAACUUCCAAGUCACCCGGCCGAAAAGGCAGUAAGAAGAGGACCAAAUCGACUUCGAAAUCACCUCGGACGCUGAAGAAGACUUCGGACGAAGCACCCAAGACGCCUCGACGAAAUACUAGCGAUUCGGAUCUUGCACAGCCCCCUCCAAAGGCCACUCCAAAGAGAGAACGACGAAAAGGAAAGAAAAAGAAGAAAGACAAGAAGGAAAAGAAAGAAAAGAAGUUGACCGCCGCUGACUUUUUGCAAUCUUCUUCCGACGAUUCUGACAUUGAGGAACGCCCCUCAAGUGAAAAGACCCCCAAGAAGGAUAGAAUGCCAAUCAGUCCGAAACGACGAGUCACAGCUUUCGGAAACUCCCGCACAAUGUCCAUGAAAGCCAUGGUCGUGGGUUCCGACUCGGACAGUGAUGACGAUUCUUCUGAUUCGAAUACGGAUUUGGCCACAAAGAAUUUGAUGAAAAAACAUCAAGCGACUUCUGGAGCUGCCACUCCUUGGUGGAAGAAACAACAGGAACAAGCUUCUUCUAAAAAGGGAGCUCGACCUUCUAUUAGUCGAAAGGCGCAAUCGGAUCGGUAUCUUGGAAAGAAAUAA